Molecule: messenger RNA, 3434 nt
Organism: Salvia miltiorrhiza (redroot sage)
Lineage: Eukaryota; Viridiplantae; Streptophyta; Magnoliopsida; Lamiales; Lamiaceae
Product: proline-rich receptor-like protein kinase PERK8
Exons: 8
Coding region: 988-3099 (703 amino acids)
Biological process (GO): protein phosphorylation
Molecular function (GO): protein kinase activity; ATP binding
Source: RefSeq, a predicted model, not a curated record
GAAGGCAACAAAUUUAUUUUAUUUUAUUAAAAAAGCAAAGCGAAAUUUACAAAUGAUUGAAUGGUUGAAGUAGGCAGGGAGAGCUGUGAACAUGGCGUUCAUGAUGAUGAUGUUUCUGUUUGACUUGGCUGCUUCGUAACGUUCUCUCUUCAAUACUAUAUUCAUAUUUCCCACCACCUUCACCUUCGCCUUCACAUUCAGAUUUAUUCUCUACCAGAUACUUGUUUUUUUUAAUCCAAAUAAUUAUUUUUUGACAGAAACAGCUCAGUUCAUAGUGCUCAUUCGCAUGCUCACGCAUUUUCUUAAUUAUUUUCUCUCUCCAUUUUCUGUUUGCUGAGGAAAUGUAUUGAAGAUUAUUGCGUAGUCGCAGCCACGUUUAAUUGCACAUUUCUCGCCAUAUCUUCCGGAAAUAUUUUUUGAGGAUCUUUUACCUCUUGGCUUCUUUUUUCUGGAAUGUCAAGAUUCCGACCUGUUUUUGACAGGUGAGAGUUCCCUUCAAUUCUAAGUAAUUUGUUUCCUCUCUCUUGCUGAUUCAUUUGGGCUGCAUUUUCGUUUGGGAUUUUGUGGAAUUUGUGAUUAGUCGUUGCAUCUUGACUCCACUGGUACCAGUGUUGAAAUUUUGGAAGAGUUGAGUUUGGGAAUUUUAUCUGUGUUUUGACUACGGCAUUUCUUCGAAUAGUUGAUCUGCGUUGUUCGCAUUUGAUUUUCUUCGAAUUGGCUGGGUUUUCAGUCAUCUGGAGCUGAGUAUCUGAUUGGUAUCUGAAGAAUUUGGGCAAUCUGUGAGGAAGAAUCGUAUAGGGUUUAAAUCUUAGGGUUUGGAUGAUUUCUGCUGAAUGAGUAUGAUGUUGGUAUCUUCAAACGUAAUGACUGCAAAUUAAGUGUUAAUGGCGUGCUGCAUUUCGAUGGUGAUAUUCUGAUCUUGAUAAAUUUUGAGAUCAAUCUCUUGGUUAAAAGGAACUCUUUUUUCUUUUUCUUUUUUUGGUAAUUAUGGCUUCAAUUAUACCAAUUCCUUUACCAUCAAUUCCUCCAACAAAUUCCAUUCCUCCUUCAGGGUCUAAUGCUAAUCAGACAACUGACACACCACCCCCUUCAGCCUCUCCUCCUCCAUCUACUCCCUCUCCUCCACCUCCGGAGUCGGCUCCACCGCCGUCUCCUUCUGCCCCUCCUCCAUCCCCACCACAACCUCCUCCUCCAGAAACACCACCACCUGCAUUGCCUUCUACACCACCCCCUUCGCCCCCACCAUCACCACCCUCCCCUGUGUCUCCACCCCCAUCUCCUCCUACUGCCCCGCCUCCGGCUGCCAAUUCACCUCCCCCACCGGCUGUGUCACCGCCACCACCAUCGGGGGGUUCUCCUCCCGAAGAAUCCCCAGCCCCUCCUGCUAUUUCACCCUCUCCUCCCCCUCCAGCUGCAGAGGCUGCACCUCCUACCACUAGUCCACCUCCUCCACCUGCUGCUCAUUCCCCAAAGCAUUCUCCUCCACCACCUACGUCGCCACCUCCUCAAAUUGGUUCCCCACCUAUCCCCCCAACCAGCAGUCCUCCUCCAGCUGCCACUGCAUCUCCUCCUCCCACCCCUUCAUCAUCUUUGUCACCAUCUAUAUCUCCUCCUGCUCCCCCAUACAAUACAUCUAACAAUGGAAGCCUGCCAGCCUCGCCACUUCCAUCACUCCCAGGCUCGCCACUUCCAUCACUCCCUACAGAGAAACCAACGGCAGGAUCAACUCAGCAUAGUCCAAAUAUAACUGCAGAUGUAACAUCAAGGAAUGCUGGUGGUGGUGGUGGUGGUGGUCUAAGAGCUGGAGGUGCAGCAGCAGUAGGCAUUCUUGUGGGAUUUAUGGCUCUUUCUCUUGUCGUUUUGGCCGUAUGGUAUACCAAUAAAAGAAAGAGAAGAAAGGAUGGGUUUAGUCUCAACUAUACCAUGCCAUCACCUUUCGCAUCCUCCCAAAAUUCAGAUUCAUCAUUUCUCAGAUCUCAGUAUUCAUCUCAACUGGCUGGAAGUGCUUCAGCAAACAAUUAUUACUCUUCAGAUGGCGGCUUAAACACUUCAAGGUCAUGGUUCACAUAUCAAGACCUAUCUGAAGCUACAAAUGAAUUUUCAGAAAAUAAUAUUCUGGGUGAAGGUGGAUUUGGGUGUGUUUAUAAAGGAACUUUGGUGGAUGGAAGGGUAGUCGCUGUUAAACAGUUAAAAGCUGGUGGUGGACAAGGGGAGCGUGAAUUCAGAGCAGAAGUUGAAAUCAUUAGUCGAAUACACCAUAGACAUCUAGUAUCACUUGUUGGUUACUGUAUCUCUGAACAACAAAGGUUGCUUGUGUAUGAUUAUGUGCCAAACAACACCCUGCACUACCAUCUGCAUGGUCAAGGCAAGUCUGUAAUGGAUUGGGCUAGUCGAGUUAAAGCUGCAGCUGGUGCAGCACGUGGACUGGCAUAUCUUCAUGAAGACUGCCAACCCCGCAUAAUUCACAGAGAUAUUAAGUCAACAAACAUUCUCUUGGAUAACAACUUUGAAGCCCUGGUUGCGGACUUUGGGCUUGCAAAGCUAGCAUUGGAAUUGGAACUACAUACACACGUGUCAACCCGGGUAAUGGGAACCUUCGGAUACUUGGCUCCCGAGUAUGCAUCAACAGGUAAACUCACUGAGAAAUCUGACGUUUUCUCAUUUGGGGUUGUGCUUUUGGAGCUCAUUACCGGUCGUAAGCCUGUUGACUCAUCUCAACCACUGGGUGAUGAAAGCCUCGUUGAAUGGGCUCGGCCAUUGCUGACUCAAGCACUUGACAAAGAAGAGUUUGGAGAUCUUGUUGAUUCUAAGUUGGAAGAUAACUUCAUUCCAAGUGAAAUGUUCAGGAUGAUCGAAGCAGCUGCAGCCUGUGUGCGCCAUUUAGCUUCCAAAAGGCCGCGGAUGAGUCAGGCAAUGAGAGCUCUAGAUUCAAUGGAGGAGCUGGCAGAUUUGAACAACGGUGUCAAACCGGGCCAAAGUGGGAUUUUCAGUUCGAGGGAACACUCAGCCCAGAUUAAGAUGUUUCAGAGGAUGGCCUUCGGAAGUCAAGACUACAGUUCGGAAUACUUCAAUAACUCUCAAAGCAGCUGGAAGAGUUGAUCGAUUCUGCUACCGGAUGCAAACCCUUUCCUGUGCUCUUUGCCAUGGCGCAAGAGAUAUACGAGCUUCAGCCUCUGCAAAACCAUACCAUCUUGUAAGGUUUGUGCUAUUUUUGAUAGUAACUCAUGGAGGCAGGCGGUUUGUAUGAUGUUACCGCUGUAUUUAUUAGAUUGUGCUAUUGUAAUUACAGUUUGAUGAUGUUGUAUUAUUGAUUUUUCUUAUUUUUUGUAUGUAAAAAAUUUUGUGCUUACGGCCAAGUUAACUGAAUAUCGUCCUUAUUAUUUCUAUACUCUAUACGUUAUUCAUAUUUCUAAUCAACUGUGUAGUUUUUAUUA